AUGUCGGCCCAUUCAUCAAUCGUCUCUUACUUUGAGCAAAACGUUGAGUUCACCUACGCGGCGAGGCCGCGUGCGAACGGCACGGAUGCGGAUCCAGACACAACCAUCCUCUUUCCGAAGGACACGCUCGAAUGUUCCAUCUCCAAAGAUUCCUACCGUGGUUCUACAUACGUGGAGGAUAGAGAGAGAUCUUCAAUUUAUUCCGCAUGCAGCUUAUCUAAACACGUGGAUGAGAAAAAAACAGCCGAGCAGCAUACCGUCGCGGCCGGGGCUGGGGCCGUCGGGCUAAAUUUCGCGCGCGAGCUGAUCCGCGCUAUGCGCCGACCAAUGACCGGACCGGACACUACCACGCAGCGCCUGUAUCUCGGCAGCCUCCGGCAGUGCCGGAUCCAGGCGAUCCAGACGACACCCGAUCCGGCAGGCUCGAUCCCCGACCCGCGAGAAGUAUUUCUCGCGGGGCCGUCCGAGUUCGUCAGCGGAGUCCCCACCGAUGACCGGCCCUUCUUCGAGCGACUUCGGAAUCCCGAAAAUGGCAGUAUAUUCCGCUACGACGACGCCCGCGGCCUGCUACUCCUCGACCACAUUGACCCCUGCGGGUACUUGUACUACGCGUGCAUCCCGCACGGCCAUCGCACGCACACGGACCGGCUGCAGUGGAAGCACACACGGCUGCCGACCGAGACGACCAAGCGCCACCAGGCCCGCUUCGACGUCGCGAGGAUCGAUGAAAUCCCCCCCGGUCCGCACUCGGCGCGGGUGAAUCGCGAGUACCUAGUGUGCAGGACCGCCUCGGAGCGGAAGGAAUCGCGAACACUGCCCCGCUGGAUUGUAGAUCGAGAGGAUACCGGUACUGGACUCGUUCGGGCAUACUUCGUCAUUCACGCGGUGGAUGGACAUGUCUCGGUAGAAAGAAUCCCGGCAGCCACGGAUGCGACGGCGCUGCCGGGUGUACCGCCGGAGACACCAGUUGGCUCGGCAUUAUUCAGAUUGCAGCUGCUUGCGGUAUGUUGA
This is a messenger RNA of Tricharina praecox, 1011 nucleotides long. RefSeq lists its product as uncharacterized. The transcript is spliced from 2 exons. The record is from RefSeq and is a predicted model, not a curated record. Bases 1 to 1011 code for a protein of 336 amino acids. Lineage: Eukaryota; Fungi; Ascomycota; Pezizomycetes; Pezizales; Pyronemataceae.